GAUUUCUUCCUAUGGGACAUGGUAUAAUCUUGUCUAAGAAGGGUUGCCCUUCUAGUGACCAAGAGAUUGAAUACAUGAAAAUGAUCCCAUAUGCUUCUGCUAUAGGAUCGAUAAUGUAUGCCAUGACAUCUACUAGGCCAGAUGUGGCAUAUGCGCUUAGCAUGACAGGCAGAUUUCAGCAAAAUCCCGGUGAGGUACAUUGGAGAACUGUCAAGACUAUUCUAAAGUACCUUAGAAGGACUAAAGAAUACUUCUUAGUCUAUGGUGGACAGCCAGAGUUAUCAGUUACUGGGUAUACUGAUGCUAGCUUCCAAACAGACCAUGAUGACUAUAAGUCACAGUCUGGCUAUGUCUUCAUCCUCAAUGGUGGAGCAGUUAGUUGGAAUAGUUCCAAACAAAGCACUACUGCCGACUCCACCACCGAAGCCGAGUAUAUUGCUGCAUCUGAAGCUGCCAAGGAGGCUGUGGCUCUGUUAGAAUUCGUGAAAGAACUGGGUGUCAUUCCAAGUACCAAUUGUGCAAUACCGUUGUAUUGUGACAAUACUGGUGCAGUUGCGCAAGCAAAGGAACCAAGACCCACGAAUAGAAACAAGCACAUUCCCCGAAGAUAUCAUCUGAUCAGAGAAAUAAUUGAAAGAGACGAUGUGAAAUUAGAAAGAAUACCCACUAAUGAUAACUUAGCCGAUCCUUUCACCAAGCCGUUGUGUAUAGCAAAACACAACAAACAUUUUGAGAGCUUGGGUGUUAGACAUGUUGGAAGUUGGCUUUAA
Salvia miltiorrhiza (redroot sage) is the source of this 770-nucleotide messenger RNA. Its product is annotated as secreted RxLR effector protein 161-like. Lineage: Eukaryota; Viridiplantae; Streptophyta; Magnoliopsida; Lamiales; Lamiaceae. The transcript has a single exon. The record is from RefSeq and is a predicted model, not a curated record. Gene Ontology annotation, molecular function: nucleic acid binding. Bases 12 to 770 code for a protein of 252 amino acids.